Molecule: messenger RNA, 2267 nt
Organism: Dendronephthya gigantea
Lineage: Eukaryota; Metazoa; Cnidaria; Anthozoa; Malacalcyonacea; Nephtheidae
Product: probable protein phosphatase 2C 60
Exons: 12
Coding region: 89-1573 (494 amino acids)
Biological process (GO): protein dephosphorylation
Molecular function (GO): protein serine/threonine phosphatase activity; cation binding
Source: RefSeq, a predicted model, not a curated record
CGUAGCACAUGGCACGUUCUCUUCGAGUGCAAAUUUUGAAGUGUUAAAAGAGUGUUUAUACUUUUGUAAACUUUGUUUUCUGUACAAUAUGGGAGCGUAUUUAGCUAAACCUAUAACUGAAAAAGAAUCUUUUGAUGAAUCUAAUGGCAAGAUUUCCUGUGGCGGUUCAGAAAUGCAAGGCUGGCGUGUCUCAAUGGAGGAUGCUCACAGUUGUAUAUUAGAUUAUGGUGAUGAUUUGUCAUUGUUUGGUGUCUAUGAUGGUCAUGGAGGGUCAGAAGUUGCAUCAUACACUGCAAAGAACCUACCCAGUUUCCUUAAAACAACUGAUGACUUUCGAGAUGGUAACCUGAAGGAUUGUCUUGUAAAUGGAUUCUUGCAGUUCGACCAGCAGCUUAUUUCUGAUGAGGUUAUGGCCAAACUCCGGGAAAUGGCUGGUUUAAAUGAUACGCAGGCAAAUGAUAGUGAGAUCACUGCCUUAAGAGAAGAAGCUGAGAUGCCAAUUCAUGAACUGAUGUCAAAGUUAAAACAGGGCGGAUAUAAUAUUGAAACUCUGAAAGAAGAUGAUGAAGAAAAUGAUCUAGAAAAAGCACCAAUGGAUGAAAAAGAUGAAGGCGAAUCCAGCAAAGUUGUAAAAAAAUCCGUCAAUAACAAUGUUGAUAAGGAAGAGAAAGAGAUUGUCACGGAUGAAAAACCAGCUGUAAAAGGAAAAUCUGACAAAGUUUCAGAGAUUUCUGAGGAGGCUGAAAAGAAACAGGAUGAUAAAGUGAACGGGGAGAAAAAAACAGAAGAAAAUGAUGGCGAUGAUGAUAAUGUGGAAAUUGAUGAGGAGGACGAUGAUGAUGAAGAUGAUGAUGAUGAUGAGGAUAGUGAAGACGACGAAGAGGAGGAUGUUGAAGAUGAAGACGAAGACCAGGCACAAUGGCAUGAUGGAGAUGAGGUUGGUUAUGACAGUGGAACGACAGCCAUCGUAGCGUUGUUAAAAAAAGACAAACUUCUCGUCGCAAACGUUGGAGAUUCCCGGUGCGUGUUGUGUCGAAAUGGCGUCGCCAUCGAUAUGUCCGUAGAUCACAAACCGGACGAUAAUAACGAGUUGAAACGAAUACAAAAUGCCGGUGGAAAAGUUACCGCAGAGGGUCGAGUUAAUGGGGGAUUAAAUCUUUCUAGAGCUUUAGGUGACCACCGGUACAAGGGAAAGAGCGAUUUAGGGGCAGAUGAACAACAAAUCACAGCUUUUCCAGAUGUGAAGGAGACAAAAAUCACCGAGGCAGACAAGUUUGUUGUGCUGGCCUGCGAUGGAAUUUGGAAUGUUUUAACAAGUCAGGAAGUUGUCGAUUUUGUGUCAGAAAGAUUGGAACGUCGCGGUGCUUCCGAUAGCGUCUCAUUAUCAAAAAUUUGCGAAGAGAUGUUCGAGAGAUGUUUAGCGGAGGAUACCUCGGGAGAUGGGACUGGCUGUGACAAUAUGACUGCCAUCAUAGUAUUGUUAAACGAUAGCAGAAAUCUUCAGCAUAAUGCAAAACGAAAGGCCGACGACAAGGCGGGCGAGAACGAUGCUAAAAAAUCGAAGACCGCAUGAGGUCCUGAUCGUUGAUGAAACUGGAUUGAGAAACAAUAACAGUGAUAACAUAGGUUUUUAUACAAAAUUUUGUUGCUCAGUCCAGUUUCAUGAUAGGGUCGGUGUUGUGUUGGAGCAUCCCGCAGAUAAAUGAUCCUCGUAUAUAUUAUAACUGAGCCUAUGUACAUUUCAGCUGACAAACAGCAGUUCUUAUUCGUAGAAAAAAGUGCUAAAAAGCUUCUAGUUCAGGCGACUCGAUCCCCAGUUAUUUUUCUUACGGAUUGUGGAAAACGGAGAGUAGGGAGAUUCAGCAUGAGGACGUGAACGUCAAAGACGACGUGAAAAUAACGAGUAAAUGGCGUGGAAUGUCCAUAUUUGGGCGCAUCACGCCAUUUAUUCGCCAUUUUCACGUCGUCUUUGACGUUCACGUCCUCAUGCUAAAUCGCCCUAAAAUUCUCUUCAGCACGUUCAUGGAAAAAUCCAUGUUAGGCCGUCGUAGUUACAAGUACAAUUUAUCGGUCAGAACACAUAGCUCGUAAGAAAACCGCAACUAUUUCAUCGCCUUUUAAGAAAAGUUUUAUCGCUAUAGCAAGUCACCACCUUUUAAAAUCAUUUUACGAAAACGUAUAAGUUUUUUCAAUCUAUCGUUAACUGUCAUCAAACACUAUAUUGGAUUUUCCUGUUCUUUUAAUUUAUUAAAUAAAGUUGAAUUAUU